UAUGAAUUUUGCCCUGCGCAUUGAUCGCCGCUGCUGCGCAGUGCAUUGCCAGGGAAGAGCUUUUAGGGUUUGCUUCAAUACGGUAGAUCCACUUUGGUGCGGCACCAAAGCAAAGGUCCAAGGAGGGAAGGGGCCAUGGAUGCUAUGGGGGGCGAGGAGCGGCAGGUGCAAGUACGUUUUGUCACAAAACUUCCCGAAGAGUAUAGGGUUACCAACGCAUCCUUUGCUGUUCCUGCAAGAUUGACCCGUUAUGGACUCUCGGAGGUCAUCAAUAGCCUGCUAAGCACAGAAAAGCUGAGGCCGUUUGACUUCCUCGUUGGCGGGGAGCUGCUCAGGACCUCUCUGGAGAGCUUGCUUGUCUCCAAGAAACUUUCAGCGGAAACCACUCUAACGAUCGAGUACAUUCCUGCGGUUGGACUGCCCAAGCCAGUCUCAAGCCAUGUCCACGACGAUUGGGUCAGCGCAAUCAAUGGAACUUCCCCUGAUGUGCUCGUAAGUGGCUGUUACGAUGGUGUUGCAAGGUUAUGGAGUUCGUCAGGGGAGGCUCUUACCUCAUUACAGGGGCAUUCCGAUGCAAUCACCUCCACCGCGGUCAUACCACGGGCAUCGGGCUCAUGUGAUGUCAUAACAGCAUCAAAGGACAGGACACUUCGAGUGUGGCAGGUAAAAGGAACUGAUUCACAACCCUCGGGUGACCUUCAUCAAGUGCUACGAGGUCAUAGUGCAGCAAUCCAGUCUGUGGUCGCCAGUCCGUCAGGGAAUGAGGUGGCUUCGGGGUCCUGGGACACGACCAUCAAGGUGUGGUCUGUUAGUAGAGACGCUGAAGAUGGGGGCAGUGCGCCCAAGAGACAAAGAGUCGAGGACAGUGGGGCAGCCCCUGCCGGGGAGCAGGAGGCCAGAGAGGCGCGGGUCACGCUGGAGGGUCACUCGCAGUGCGUUUCAGCGGUGGACUGGUCUCGAGCUGACACAAUCCACUCCGCGUCGUGGGACCAUUCCGUUAGAACCUGGGACGUGCAAGCGGCAGUCAACACAAGCACCAUUACUGGUAGCAAAGUCAUCCUGGCCCUAAGCGUGGGAGGUGAAGGCGGGGCUUUGCUGGCAACAGGGGGAGCAGACCCAGCCAUUCGAAUCUGGGAUUCACGAGAUUCAAGUUCUACUGGUUCUGCGAUCCAGUUGCUAUCGCACAAAGGCUGGAUAACGGCGGUGAAAUGGCACAAGACCAGAACACACCAGUUGCUCUCCACUUCGCAUGAUGGCACCGUCAAGAUGUGGGACGUUCGGAGUAAAGUACCUCUGCAUACUGUACAGGCGCACACUGUUAAGGCUCUGUGUGUGGACUGGUUUCAAGAGGCGACAAUCGUCAGUGGUGGGGCUGACAAUCAGCUCCGUUUUCACGCUCUGGACAACCCAUAAUUCUGAUUUUGUUCAAUGUGAAGGAACCCAAAUCUGUAUAGACGGUAAGAGGUCGCGAGCAUUCUUUUGCGGCGUCAACAAGACGGCCAAACAACUUUUCUGAAAGGUCGGAUGCUUGGAUGCGAGCUCGAGAAUCAUGGUCAUUUCACCUAGGGCCUGAUUUGAUUUGGUCGAGCACAUGGCAUCCGGACUUUCUUGGUGUAAAGUGAGCCGGCUGGCUUGCUAGCGUCCAAUGGAUUGAAAAUUUAUCUCGGCCAAAAUAGAAGUGAUCUGGUCUUUGAAAGCUGCACACAAACAGUUCUCAUAAUAGACUAUGGUCCCUGCAUAAAGGUGGAUGGCAAGGGCUGUCCGGAGCCAAAUACGAAAACACACUUACAACUUCCCUG
Klebsormidium nitens is the source of this 1799-nucleotide messenger RNA. The record is from the annotation of a GenBank genome assembly. Lineage: Eukaryota; Viridiplantae; Streptophyta; Klebsormidiophyceae; Klebsormidiales; Klebsormidiaceae.